UUGGAUACAUUGGCACUUUUCGUGUGACCUAGAAACGAACGCAAUCCGGCGGUUAUAUCAAAGUGAUCCUUAGGCCCGUGCUUUAAGAAUCGCUUCCGCUCGACGAAGAAGCGAUUUGCGUCAUUUCCUCCACGAGGGUUGCGUGACGACGUACGCAUGCGGCUUGCCCCUUUCGACCCCGGUAAAAUGGCGGAGACAACAUGGCCGCCGGGCAGCCGCAGGAUACUCGGCACCGCUGCUCCUGACCGACACGAAGUGGACACGCUUUUCCGCCUUUCGUCACCUAGACACCACAUCCGCGCGGAAACCGCCGGUGUCAUCGAUUUACCGCCCGCUGUCGCGAUACAAACGCCGAUACGAAUCCCGCGUGCAACAAGUGAUAGCGUUUCAAAACUCAGUCGUAUAAAUGACGCACUCGUAUUAUUCUCUGGCUGUGAUGUGAUUGUGGGUCGCUUAUAAAUAUAGAACGUGCCCUUUUGGUCAGUGGCGGCGCGGGUGAGCCGAGCAGCGCGUGACGUAGCCCGCUCACGUUCCCCGCGCCGCGCAACGUCAACAGUGGCGCGUCACGCAGACCGGUCUUCGCUUCACAUAAAUAUUAUCAACACGCAAGCGUCAAGAGCUCGCGGUAUUUUCAAACGCUGAAUUACCAUAUUAUUGAUGGUAGUAUGAAUCGCCAUGGUGUUUUCGAUUUCAUAAUCCUUCAAUAAGCUUAUCUGAUGAUGAGUAAUUGAUAAUAAGACUGGAGUUACAGUUAAUGAACACAGAUAUGACGAUAAUACUAGUGCAUCAUUGCGAGAGUGAGGCUCGCGCAAUUCAGUACACGGACAGAGGUAGUGGCGCGAGCGCGUGAAUCGCGCACUUCGACGGGGCGCAGCGCACGUGCUACGAUGUGUUUACUACCACGCCGGACAUGCUGCGUUAGUGAUUGCCUGUUGAUUGUGAACUGAGACUAAUGCAUUCGGCAAAUGCACCCUGUUUGCCGGAAGCAGGGAGGCCUCACGUGCGGCGUGUGGCGCGAUAGCUCGCGAUGUUGACGUUCGUGUUCGCGGUGUGGUCGGCGGCGCGCGCGCUGGGCUGGGCGUGCGACGUACCCACCACUCCUGAAGCCGAGGACGUGCCGCUCCUACCGCGCCUGCGUUCUGCACGCGCGUCCAGUGAUCUCUCCACUUUAAGCGCGACCACCACUAGCUCCAGCCAGACCAGUAGUGAAGAUCAGAACAAGAGGUGGAGCGAAGCGCCCAGGCGAUGGAGUGCAAGAGGAGCAGCUCGGAGGCCGCUAAGAAGACCGCCAGUGUCGGCCAGGAGAAGAACCACUGGCAGUUUCGAUGUGGAAAAUGGGGGAGGUGCGGGUGGUGGGGCAGGGGGCGCGCGGUCACCCCUCGAGGGGGGCUCCCCCUCUACCGCCCUCGUCCUCCAAGCCUUGCCGCAGCGCCGCGAGUCCUUCCUCUACCGCUCAGACUCCGACUUCGAAAUGUCACCCAAGUCUAUGUCGAGAAACAGCUCAAUUGCCAGCGAAAGAUUCAAGGAGGUGGAGGCGGCGCAGCUGGACAGAGCUCACGGUGAAGACCUGAUCGUGACGCCCUUCGCCCAAGUGCUCGCCAGCCUGCGCAGCGUCCGCAACAACUUUUUGAGUCUUACUAAUGUUCCAGCUUCCAAAUCACGAAGAUCAUCGGGGGCGGCGACAGCUGUGACACCACAACCAAAGAAUUUCAAUCCAGGAGACGAAGCCUACAUGAAGCUGGCACUGGAGACGGUUGAGGAGCUGGACUGGUGUUUGGACCAGCUCGAGACCAUACAAACACACCGGUCGGUCUCCGAUAUGGCUUCGCUCAAGUUCAAACGGAUGCUGAACAAGGAACUGAGCCAUUUCUCCGAGUCGAGUAAAUCCGGCAACCAGAUCUCCGAGUACAUCUGUUCCACUUUCUUAGACAAACAGCAGGAGCUUGAUUUACCAUCGCUGCAAGUGGAAGAGGGCUCGGAACGUGCCAAGAAAAAGGAAAAGCCUCGCCAUGCCGGACCGGGCUCUACUAUGUCACAAAUAUCUGGAGUGAAGCGAGCGUUGACACAUACAAACAGCUUUACUGGAGACCGGGUACCGAGAUACGGAGUAGAGACACCACACGAGGAGGAGCUGGGCCGGCUGCUCGGCGAAAUCGACCGCUGGGGCGUAGACAUCUUCCGCAUCGGAGAUUUCUCCGGCGGUCGCCCGCUUACCGCCGUCGCCUAUGCCGCCUUCACCUCCAGGGAGCUGCUCUCCACUCUUCAGAUUGCGCCGCGAACCUUCAUUACGUUUGCUGUUACUUUGGAGGAGCACUACAUUCGAGACAAUCCUUUCCACAACUCUCUUCACGCCGCUGAUGUGACACAGUCGACUAACGUGCUGCUGAACACACCGGCUUUAGAUGCCGUGUUCACCCCACUAGAGGUCUGCGCGGCAUUGUUCGCGGCGUGUGUGCACGAUGUCGACCACCCGGGCCUCACGAACCAGUUCCUCGUCAACUCAAGCUCCGAGCUCGCCCUCAUGUACAAUGACGAGUCUGUACUCGAAAACCAUCACCUUGCCGUGGCCUUUAAGCUGCUUCAGAAUGAUGGCUGCGACAUCUUCGUCAACCUACACAAGAAACAAAGGCAGACGCUAAGGAAAAUGGUAAUCGAUAUGGUGCUCUCGACUGACAUGUCAAAACAUAUGAGCCUAUUGGCAGAUCUAAAGACAAUGGUAGAAACGAAGAAAGUCGCCGGCAGCGGCGUUUUAUUACUAGACAAUUAUACUGAUAGAAUACAAGUAUUGGAGAAUCUCGUACACUGUGCCGAUCUCAGUAACCCUACUAAGCCGUUGCCUUUGUAUAAACGGUGGGUUGCGUUAUUAAUGGAGGAGUUCUUCCAGCAAGGGGAUCGGGAAAGAGAGCAAGGCAUGGACAUUAGCCCUAUGUGCGACAGGCAUAACGCCACAAUAGAGAAAUCUCAAGUCGGAUUCAUAGACUACAUCGUGCACCCGCUUUGGGAGACGUGGGCUGACCUGGUACACCCGGAUGCUCAGGACAUCUUGGACACGCUGGAGGAGAACAGGGACUAUUACCAAAGUAUGAUCCCUCCGUCGCCGCCGCCUGCGUCCAUCCAAACGCAUUCAGCUGCCGAUGAUGACCGCCCCGAACAAAUACGCUUUCAAGUAACACUAGAAGAGGGGGAAGGUUCAGAAGAAUGCGAAGGAGAGGGCGACGGCGGGAUGUGACGGAAACUACUGGGAAUUUGUAAGAAACUCUCUGAAAAGAUGCAGGUGUGGUGGAAGCUCUGGCAGUAGAGCGUCAGGACCGCUGUCCGCCCCGCUCGCCGCGCCGCUCGCCGCUCGCCGCCACGGAACGCGACUUCUUGUUGGAUAAUAAUUACACUUGUUGACGCUUAACGUCGAAAUGGGACGAUCUGCGGGUGCGUCGUUACAUUUCGAUCAUAAUUAUUUUUGUGAUUAUGCAAUGUUGUUUAGAGUUACCUAACGACUAAAAUGAUAUGUCCCUCCAAUGACUGUGUAACAUUCGAUCGUCUAGUGUUUUUAUUACUAUUGUUUCGUUUUGUCUAACCAAAGAUAUAAAGUUGAUUCUUAAGUUCACAGAAAUGUUCGAUAUCCCUGUAAGUAGAUAGUAUUCGGUUCGUAAAUUAAAGUCGUGUAAUUAGAUUUAGGCGCCGACUCCGCAUAUAUCGGGUCGGCUAAGUAAGGACAUUGAAAACGCUUAUUAAUUGGUAUGAAAGGGUAAUUUAUAUUGUCAUAUCAUCCACGUUUCUCAUAUUUAAUACGGGUUUGCGAUAAUGAUGUUAAUCACCAAAAUAUAUUAACAUGAUAGGUAUCCUAAAUAUAAAUCUAUUUUAAGGUAAAUUUUAAAAAUUGCCUUUCGGAGUUGUUGUUGUGUCUUUUUCUGAAUAUAAAAUAUUCGGCCAGGCAUCUACUGAAGACACGGGCGUUGCCAAGUUCACCUGAUUGCUUCAUUGAGUUGGUAUACGUAGCCUCCACCUCAUUUCUUGUUCAGGGUCGCUGGCGAUCCUUUUAUUUUCCUCUUUAGAAUAGUGUAUUAUUUUUGUAAAUUAAAUAUAUUCUAGUUCUCUUUUACCCAAAAAUUUAAAUAGUCAUGAAUCUUUAAAAGUUUUUGUGUAUGCAACUAACGGCUUGGAGUGUUUACAAUGUUAAGUACUAACAAAGAGUGGUUUGUGAAGUUUUUCUCGAGUAAGCUCAUAAUGUUUGAAGAAAUUGUGUAAAUGGAAAGGGACAGAGCGGGCCGGGCCUUGCAAUAGAAGAUACUAAGUAGGUAGUUUCACAAGCACUCUUCGCACAACAAUCAAUUCUCGUGUAUUCAUGUGUUAGCUCGUACCCCACCCGACACUCAUGUCGCAAUGAGCAGAUCUGACUUCACUCCUCCCAGUAUUCUGUCACGCUCAUUCUACAGUCUCAUACAUUUCAUUCACAUUGAUAAAUUGUAGGCACCUUCUGAAUGAAGUGGACAACCUGUAUUAUUUGCAUUUCAUUGUAUUCAUCAUUUGUUGUUGUACGAUUUUAUUACUUAUGAGCUGGUCUCUUAAAACUUUCAUGUACUCAGAAGAUAUUUAUACCAGAUUAAAUGAUUUUAAUUCUUGACAAUUCAAUUUGUUGUAUGUUUUAUUUCUACGAUAUUUCCUAGUUGAAGUAUUAUUUUCGAGUAUUCUCUAAGUCAUCAUUUUUAGCAUUCAUCAGAGAAGAAUGAAGGUCCAAUGUACAUUAUUUUCGUAGGUAAUUUAAGAUUUGAUUCGGCGAUCGAGAUAUAAAUACGCAAAUUCGCCGAGAUGUCUUCAAAUGUCUGAUUUUGAGAAUGCAUAGUAUAGGAUUUGGACAAAAAAAUAAUAAUAAAACGCUUAUCUACUCGUGUGUUAAAAAUAGAGACAUUACGCUUAGAAUGAUUUUGAUUUCUAUUGUACCUAUAUGUAACGAAUUGUGUUAUAAUAUGUACUACAGUAGACCUGUGUAUGACACGUAACCAAUCUUUCGUAAUUUCAUAUUGUGAACAAAUGUGUACCUCUCCUGGCGCCGUGGCGGCUCGCCACAGUCUCCCGAGACUCACGGAAACUACCAAUAUUUACCUUCUAGACUUGUAUAAAAUAUAUGCUCGUUGUUAACCUCUCAUUUCAAUAGAAGUACAUAAGUAAUGAUAAAAAGCAGUAUUUGAUUAUGAUCUUAACCACAAAUUGUAACCUUGAUUUAGUAGAAGGGAAUGCUACCGCAGCGUUUUCAUUAUGUAAAAAAAUGUAAACGUUGUUUUUUGUGACGAACCUGACAUGUCAAACACGCCCAUGACACAGCUGUACCGAAACAAAGAAUGACCCUUGUGAAAUCGCUUGUGCGUGUGACAUGUCAUUUUUCAAUAGUUAUAUUUAGAAUUACCGACUAAAUAAAAUUAUUGUUAUUAUUUUAUGCCAAAGUCGUUUCAGUGUUGUGGUAUAAUGUUUUGUCAGUAUGAAAACUAUCGCUAAGAUCGGAUAAUAUCUAGAUAAUUAAUACCGAGUUAAAGUGUGCAAUGCUGGACAUUUGCAUUACUUAUCAUUUGUUUUAAAUAAAAAUAGCUUGUAAUAGUUUAAAUGAAUAUUUGAGUUGAAUUAAAGAAUAUUAAUGUAUUUAGAAUAAAAAAGAUAUGGGAGAAAUA
This is a messenger RNA of Plodia interpunctella (Indianmeal moth), 5657 nucleotides long. RefSeq names its product dunce (gene dnc). Gene Ontology annotation, cellular component: cytosol; nucleus; perinuclear region of cytoplasm. The record is from RefSeq and is a predicted model, not a curated record. Gene Ontology annotation, biological process: signal transduction. NCBI's taxonomy places the organism in Eukaryota, Metazoa, Arthropoda, Insecta, Lepidoptera, Pyralidae. The transcript is spliced from 11 exons. The coding region runs from base 1028 to 3229 and encodes 733 amino acids. Gene Ontology annotation, molecular function: 3',5'-cyclic-AMP phosphodiesterase activity.